This is a messenger RNA of Penicillium bovifimosum, 1209 nucleotides long. Its product is annotated as DUF453 domain protein. The coding region runs from base 1 to 1209 and encodes 402 amino acids. The transcript has a single exon. Lineage: Eukaryota; Fungi; Ascomycota; Eurotiomycetes; Eurotiales; Aspergillaceae. The record is from RefSeq and is a predicted model, not a curated record.
AUGUUCAAACAUACAUUACCUCGCCUACCAAACCGGCCAAAAUUGACUCAAUUACCACCAUGUAGCCGACAAAUCCAAACAAAAAAACAAAACUCCCUCCCAGCAGCAUACUACCGCGGCGGCACCUCCCGCGCCGUCAUCUUCAAACAAUCAGACCUCCCCAAAGACAAAAACCACUGGGCCCCCAUAUUCCGCAGCGUAAUCGGCAGUCCAGACCCCUACGGCCGGCAACUCGACGGCCUAGGCGGCGGCCUCUCCAGCCUCUCCAAGGUAUGCGUAGUCGGCCCAUCAACACACCCCUCAGCCGACGUCGACUACACCUUCAUCUCGCUCGGCAUCAAAAACACCGACGUCGACUACUCCAGUAACUGUGGAAACAUGAGCUCUGCAGUCGGACCCUUUGCUGUCGACGCGCAGCUGGUCCCUGUACACUCAAACCAGGAUUCAGCCUCGGUCCGCAUCCACAAUACCAACACAGGAAAAAUCAUCCAUUCUUCUUUCCCUGUCGUCGACGGCGAAGCAGCUUCUACAGGCGACUUCGCUAUAGACGGCGUUUCUGGCACUGCAGCUCGUGUCCAGCUGGAUUUCAUUGAUCCUGCUGGGUCGGUUACGGGGAAGUUACUGCCGACGGGGAAUGUCACGGACACGUUUGAUGGGACGAGAGUUACCUGUAUCGACGUCGGGAAUCCGUGUGUUUUUGUGCAGGCGGACGAUCUUGGUGUGCAGGGGAAUAUGACUCCGGAGGAGAUCACCGCUCAUCCGGAUUUGCUGGUGCGGUUGGACUCGAUUCGAAGGCAGGCGGGGGUGAAGAUGGGUAUUGCUAAGGAGAGGGAGGAGGUGCCUGGGAGUGUGCCAAAGAUUUGUAUAGUUGCUGCGCCUUCUACUACUGAUAAGAGGGAUAUUGAGCGGAAACAGACGGCUGGGGAUGUGGAUUUGCUGGCAAGAGCUCUUUCGGUUGGCCAGCCGCAUAAGGCGGUGCCGAUUACGGUUGCUUUGGCUCUUGCGGCUGCUGCGAGGGUGCCAAUGAGUACGGUUGCUGGGGUUGUGGAUAGGGAUCCGGUUGAUAGGGCUGGGGUUACGAUUGGACAUGCUAGUGGGAAUCUGCUGGUUGGUGCUAAUUUCGAUGCGGAUGGGGGUUUGACUUCUGCUACGGUCUUCCGGACGGCAAGGCGUUUAUUUGAGGGGCGCAUUUUCUGGAAGAAUGAUUGA